Ricinus communis (castor bean) is the source of this 1855-nucleotide messenger RNA. RefSeq names its product berberine bridge enzyme-like 17. Bases 51 to 1649 code for a protein of 532 amino acids. Gene Ontology annotation, molecular function: FAD binding; oxidoreductase activity. The record is from RefSeq and is a predicted model, not a curated record. The transcript has a single exon. NCBI's taxonomy places the organism in Eukaryota, Viridiplantae, Streptophyta, Magnoliopsida, Malpighiales, Euphorbiaceae.
AAUCAGCUAGUUAUUUACAUCACAUAUUAAUUAGAAAUCUCUCUUUGAAAAUGUCUCUAACACAGACAUUAUUUGCAAUACUAGUUGCGUUGCUAUUUUCAUCACUAGCAACCUCUAAUCAAGUUCUUGACAACUUUCUACAAUGCCUUCCUAAUCAUGUUGAACCUUCUAAACCAAUUCUUGAAGCCAUCUACACACCAAACAAUUCUUCUUUCCAAUCUGUUUUACAGGCUUACAUCAAAAACCGCAGAUUCUUAACUCCUUCCACCACCAAACCACUUGCUAUUGUAACAGCACUGCAUGAAUCCCAUGUCCAGGCGACUGUUGUUUGUGCAAAGUAUCAUGGCAUGCAAUUGAGGAUCCGAAGUGGUGGCCAUGAUUUUGAAGGCCUUUCUUAUAUGUCAGACGUUCCUUUUGUCAUUCUUGACAUGUUCAAUCUCCGAUCUAUAGAUAUCGAUAUUGCUUCUGAGACUGCAUGGGUUCAGGCUGGGGCAAUUCUCGGUGAACUUUACUACAAGAUUGCCAAGAAAAGCAAAGUUCACGCCUUUCCGGCAGGAAUCUGCCUUACUCUUGGAGCCGGCGGUCACUUUAGUGGAGGAGGAUAUGGGACCAUGAUGAGAAAGUAUGGCCUUUCUGUUGACCACAUCAUUGAUGCGCAGAUAGUAGAUGUCAAUGGCAAUAUCCUUGACAGAAAAUCUAUGGGAGAGGAUUUGUUCUGGGCGAUUAGAGGAGGUGGCGGUGCAAGUUUCGGAGUCAUCCUUUCUUGGAAGAUCAAAUUAGUACGAGUCCCGGCUAAAGUGACUAUAUUCUCAGUGCAAAGAACCUUGGAACAAGGUGCUACUGGUAUUGUUUAUAAAUGGCAACAAGUUGCUAAAAAAAUAGAUAAAGAACUCUUCAUAAGGGCACAACCAGAAGUUCAGAAUCCAAGAAACGCGACAGAGAAGAAGACUGUUAGAGUAACUUUCAUCGGCCAAUUCUUAGGACAAACCAGCAAGCUCCUCACCUUGAUGAAUAAGAAGUUUCCUGAAUUGGGUUUAAAGCAAGAAGACUGCAAGCAAGUGAGUUGGCUUCAGUCCACAAUGUUCUGGACCAAUCUUCCGAUUGAGUCACCUCCUGAGGUUUUACUCAAUAGAACCAUCCCGGCAGAACUGUUUUUCAAAAGCAAAUCAGACUACGUGAAAGACGUAAUCUCAAAGAAAGAUUUGGAGAAGAUAUGGAAGAUGUUCCUGAAGACAGAAGGGAUGGUGAUGCAGUGGAAUCUAUACGGAGGAAGAAUGAGUGAGAUUCCAGACACAAGCACUCCAUUUCCUCACAGGGCUGGAUACCUGUUCAAGAUUCAGUACUUCACGUUGUGGUUCCAGGAAGGGACAGAGGCGAGCAACCGUCACAUUAGCUUGGCAAGAGAAAUGUACGACUCAAUGGCUCCGUACGUAAGCAAGGACCCAAGAGAGGCAUUUCUAAACUACAGAGAUCUUGACAUUGGUAGCAAUCCAAGCAACCUGACAAACUUUGAGGAAGCUGAGGUUUAUGGGCAUAAGUAUUUCAGGAACAACUUCAGGAGACUGACAGAAGUGAAGAAGAGAGUGGAUCCAGAUAACUUCUUCAAGAAUGAGCAGAGUAUUCCGCCCCUGCCUGCUGCUGCUUCAUGAGUGAAAAAACUUGCACAUGACUUUAAUUAGUUCGAAAAUUCUUUUAUAUUUUCAUGGAGGUUUUGUAUAUCUAUUUUGGUUAAUAAUAAGGACUCGACUAGUGGCUUUAUGGUUGACUUAUUCAAUCCAUAAAGAGCCAUUCCGAUGCACAAAUGGUAAUUAAUAAAUAUUUGAGUAGCCAUAAUGCAUUGACAUCUUUUCUUUUA